UGAGAGCCAAAGAUCACUCAGGAGCUGAGAUUUUGCGGGAGAAGUGUGAUAAGCCCUAAGGUGGGCAGGAUUUUCUAGACAUAUUCUAAAAAUGAGGUGACGCUAACAAAAGGUUUUAAAAACUGUAUAAGUCAUGCCAUUUUUGGAAUUCAUAGCGGGGAGCAUUUCAGGUGCUUUGGGACUUGCAGUUGGACAUCCAUUAGACACAAUAAAGGUGCGUCUACAAGCCCAGUCUGGAUAUAGAGGAAUAUUUCACUGUGUGGCUAAAUCAUACUCUCAUGAAGGGCUUCAUGGAUUCUUCAAGGGGAUGGCAUUUCCGGUGCUGACAACUGGCAUUAUCAACUCUGUUGUCUUUGGUUCAUACAGCAAUGCUUUAGGUUACCUCACUCAGUUUCAACACAAUGGCCAGAAUCAAUACAAGCCAGCCUCUGCAGGGCAGGUCUUCAGUGCUGGCUGCUUCUCAGGCCUGGUACAGGUGUUGAUUUGUGCUCCAAUCGACCUGGUGAAGGUGCGUCUGCAGGGUCAGACAACUGCUGCCCGUUAUCGUGGACCCAUACACUGUAUGGCUGUCAUACUGAAGGAGGAGGGACCCCGGGGUCUGUUCAGAGGAGGUGUGGCUCUUGCUCUGAGGGAUGUACCCUGCUAUGGACUUUACUUCCUGCCUUAUGAGGUCAUUCGCAAGGCUCUAACUGAGACCAGCAAAGAACCAGGAGCCUUUGCGAUCUUGAUGGCAGGGGGUGUAGCAGGUGUGGUGACCUGGGCUUUCGCAACGCCUAUGGACGUUGUGAAAGCUCGUCUCCAGAUGUCGGGUGCCGGCGGCCGAAAGUACAGCGGGGUCCUUCACUGCAUGAGGGAGAGCGUGAGGGAGGAGGGAUUCAGGGUCUUCUUCAAAGGUCUCUUGCUGAACAGCCUGAGGGCUUUUCCUGUCAACGCCGUCACUUUCCUCAGCUACGAGAGUUUGAUGAAGAUUUUCUGUCCACCAGCAGGAUGAAGGGAUAAUUGCCCACUCUGCUGCUCACUGUGGACAUUUCAACACACAGUAAUUUGACUGUAGGUCCAGAAGGUUAUUUUCAACAUUUUAAAGUCUCAGUAGAACACGCCAGCAUUCAGGUAGCUACCAUCAGAAACCUGAACACAGUCUGAAGACGACGUGUCUACAGUUAGCCUCCAUCUGUGUCCUCUGAUUUAACCUAUCAAACUACUCCUGUUUGCUGCAAAUCAAAUCCACUUUACCGCAGCUGUUUUGUUUUUUUAUUAUUAUUUUUGCUUAUCAGAGCAGGAAAUAAGUCUUUCAUCAUAGAGUAUAUAUUUGUUCAGUUAUUUUAAAGCCUUUUACUGUUGUAGUAGAUGGACACACUGCAAGAGAUUGUCCUACGAAUGACAGUAUUUAGGAUGUUUUAUUAUCCAAGUAAUAGUUUAAGUUCAGAUAUUGAUAAUAAAAAAAACACUAAGAAGUGCAACAAGCGUUUUUAUUUUAAGUGUAGACUGUGGUUCUGACAUACUCAACGUGUCAUUUACACGACAAACCUGUGAUGAACCAUCGUAUUCUCUAUUAUUUAUUCCAUUUAGCAUUUAGCAACAUGUCAGUCUGAUCAGCUGUUCCCACGGUGCUACAAGCCCAGAGCUCACUUCUGCCUCUCCUGAACGUCAGAAUGAGAUCCACAUUGAUUUGAAUCAUGUUUGAUCACAUUUUCCCUAGCAAGUUAGUAUUUUUGGGCUGAAUGUUGGCUUGAUUAACACACACAGCUGUGAUGGACCAUGUGCUCAGCCUUGCUGCAUGCUAGUGGACCUGCAAACACAAAACAAUAAGGUGUCUCUGAAGGGUUUGAAGGUAAAUACCAGUGGAAACUCCUAUAAACUGAUAACCAGCUGAGUAUGAUCUUUGCUGAUCAGGAGACAAACCAUUGAGGAGAUUUUAUGUCCUAACCUGCAGGUUUUCGUUUCAUCUCAACAGUCCCAUCCACCUUUCAAACAUCAUCUCCUGAUAACAGUUUCUGCCUCCAUCUCUUAACAUCCUCCGCUCCAACUGCCCCGGCAAUCUUACAUAAGCACUUUAAAUUAUAUUUAUUUAUAAUUAGCAUCCCUCCAAGGCUAUGUUUAAUGAAGCAGGGUCAGCUAUAGCAACAGCAGCUCACACACAUCAGCCAUAGUUGGAGCCAUUUUAAUUUAGCUGAAGUUAUUUUAUAAGUAGUUUAUUUAGAUUUUAGUUUAUUGUUCUUGAUUUUUAUUUUAAAACAUCUUCAUAAAACGUGAUUCAAAUGAAAAUAAUUGUUUAGUAGUUGUCAGCUUUAGUCCCAACUCUAUGAACACAAGUUCUGUACUAAAUACGUGACAUUUACAUGUGAAUUUUGAAAAAUGUUAAUUUGUCUU
Messenger RNA from Melanotaenia boesemani (Boeseman's rainbowfish), 2370 nucleotides. RefSeq names its product solute carrier family 25 member 45. The transcript is spliced from 7 exons. Gene Ontology annotation, molecular function: transmembrane transporter activity. Gene Ontology annotation, biological process: transmembrane transport. NCBI's taxonomy places the organism in Eukaryota, Metazoa, Chordata, Actinopteri, Atheriniformes, Melanotaeniidae. Bases 134 to 991 code for a protein of 285 amino acids. Gene Ontology annotation, cellular component: mitochondrion. The record is from RefSeq and is a predicted model, not a curated record.